Salvia miltiorrhiza (redroot sage) is the source of this 1598-nucleotide messenger RNA. RefSeq lists its product as uncharacterized. The record is from RefSeq and is a predicted model, not a curated record. NCBI's taxonomy places the organism in Eukaryota, Viridiplantae, Streptophyta, Magnoliopsida, Lamiales, Lamiaceae. Gene Ontology annotation, biological process: interstrand cross-link repair; protection from non-homologous end joining at telomere; double-strand break repair via nonhomologous end joining. Gene Ontology annotation, molecular function: 5'-3' DNA exonuclease activity; damaged DNA binding. Bases 862 to 1470 code for a protein of 202 amino acids. The transcript has 2 exons.
CCCUCUGAAAUAUGAUUCUAGUUUUUGUGGUUAUUUUCGUUCCAUUAUGUAGUAGACUCGAACUGGCUAUAGUACUCAUGCUGCCUCUUACCGUAAUCUUAGACAAGCUGUUCUGUUCAUAUAAGAAGUUCAAAUGAGGAAUCGACUACCGUGAAGAUUUGUGGUUUUCUUGUUUUGUUUUGUGUUAAAUGAGUACUAGAGGAUGUUUCAAUUUUCAACCUAGAUUUUCACUCAUUAAUUCUUCAAGAAAUGAAGGAAGUGAAUUAGAAGAUGCUUGUAUAGUUGUAUUGUGUUAGUAGGUUUACGUGUGAAUGAAACAGUGAAAGAAUUGUUGCUGCUGCUUCAGAUGCUUCCUCUUCUUCCUUACUAGCCUCAUCUAUUUAUAAUAUUUUACAGUGUUAGCAAUAUGUCUUUUGUGUUAAAUGAGUACUAUUCAAGUUUCAGCAAAGGUUUUGAUUCAUUAAAUUUUUUAAGAAAAGAAGGAAGUGAAUCAGAAGAUGCAUGUGUUAUGUUAGGUUUGCGCGUGGAUGAGACAGUGAAAGAAUUGUUGCUGUCCACUGUCACACGAUCUUUAAAUUUAUUUGUUCAUUGACCAAAAAGAAAAAAAGAAAAAGAAAGAAGGAUUGUUUUGUGGAGCUUUGAUUUAAAUAUUUCUGUGUGAAUUAAUGUUUUGUGGAGCUUUGAGGUGAGAUGUCUGCAGAAGAUGUUGCAUCACUUAAACCCUUACAUCUCCGUUAUGUUUCAGAAGAUUGAACCCCACUUUCUUACAGAUUGUUGAGAUCAUCAGUUCUCAUCCACACGAUGAUAUAGUUAUUCCAAUAUACUCAUUGGAUUUGGGUAUGGCCAGAACGAUUACAGAUUAUGCAUCUCCUUGGAUUUCACGAAAACUUCGCGACCCAGACUUCUAUUACUAGAGUUCGUGCCGUCCCUCAUUACAGUUUUAGCAGUGACACUCUUAAAGAGCUGAAUGAAUUCCGCGGCCCAACAAUAGGUAUUAUGCCAUCUGGCAUGCCGUGGUCUGUGGCCCGGAAAGAUGGAAAUAUGUCUGGCGGUUCUGCAUCUCACGUAAAGAAAAAAGAGUGCAGCAGGAAUACCGGAAGUUUGGGUGGUAAUUUAGGAAGUGUUACAAAAUACUAUGAAGUUCCUUAUUCUACUCACUCAUGCUAUUCUGAGAUACAAGAAUUCAUUGAGCUUCUCCGGCCUGUUAAUAUCAAAGGCAUUGUGUCUUCGAGAUCAUGUUGCAUUGACCCUCGUUACUACUUUGGUCACCUUUGUGGACCUGAGCAAGCGCUCUGGAGGGUACAGCAGAAACUUGACUAUGAGGAAGGUUUAAGGAGAGCUGAAGUUGCUGACAUAAAACCUAUAACAGAAUGUGUAAUCCAUGUGUCAAGAAGGAAAUGGAAGAAUGAUCACAUCGAGUUUUUUGGUAUGCGCACCCAGCUGGUUGAGGAGGUUGAGCCGUGGAGUUAGAAUUACAGAAUCGGAGUCUCUUCCUGAAUGACUCGAAAUCAUGACAGUGUAUAUCCACUUAAGAUGUUUAGGCGGAAUGGUAAAUGUAGCUGUGUAAUCAGUUGUAAUUAAAUGACCUUUUCAAUCUA